Molecule: messenger RNA, 8127 nt
Organism: Stylonychia lemnae
Lineage: Eukaryota; Ciliophora; Spirotrichea; Sporadotrichida; Oxytrichidae
Source: the annotation of a GenBank genome assembly
AUGUCUGCAUAAUAAAUAGAUCACACCAUUCACUAAUCUUCUUAGGCUAUGCCUUAAACAAGCACUUUUAGCGGGGAGAACACUCUCAAAAUGUCAUAGUUUUAGGAUUAAACGCGAAAUGCUUCUCUAAGCAAAGUAAAUAUCAAUCAAUUUAGUGGUAGCAUUAAAAUGGUCAGUAAUAAUUCAUCAACGGGAAUAAGGAAGAUAGAUAGAAUUCAUAAUUAGCUUGUAACUCAGUCCAUGCAGAAUGGAAUUACUCUUAAAAACAUAGAAGGAGUUUUAGCUCCUUAGAUUCAAACUAACUCCAGUCUUGUCAGAAGAGAACGCUGUGAGAGCAUUGGCAAUUAAAUAAAUAAUAUAAAAGACAGUAGGAAUUGCAAGACAUCUUCUCCUAUACUUAAUCUUUAAGGUGGGAAAGAAAGCAGACUAAGGAAAAAGUCAAAGGAUAUUAAGAAUCGAGAAAAAUUUGCUGAUCUAAUUGUCGUGCUAGGCAUUAAAUAUUAAGAUUUCAACUUGCAUAAAAGGGUGAAUGCUCAAGUGGUUGGAGGAUAUCCAGACUUAUCUGAUAAGGAAUUCGCUAAAAAGCACAACUAUGUUGACAAUUUAUCAUGGAUCUGCUUCCCAGAGGGAUUCGUUGUGCAAUCAUUUGAGAAGAAAAAAGAUGGAGAAUUAUGCCAAAGCAAGAUCUUUCAUUUUAUUAUAACUAAUCAAGAUGGAGAUAAGAGAUAUAUCACAUCUAUUUUAUUCAAGGUAUUUCUUUAUUUUUGUUUAUUGGUUCAGGAACUAUAUCUUUCUGAGAAACUUGGGGCAUUUAUCAUUCCAAAAUCAAUUUGCAUUGUUUCUUCAAAACCACUUUUUACCUUGCAAAAGUAGUUGCUCUGUAUGAUUUUUCAGAAGGUGAUACUAGAUAAAAAUGCUCUCUCUAUUCAAGCAUAUGCCAAGCAUCCGAGUAACUAUCUAAACUAUGUGAAUUCUGAAACAGAGGAGAAAAUUCGUGAGAGCUCAGAUAACUUUCUAAUGAAGAAAAUAGAAUUCUACAUAAGCAUCUUCUUCAAUCAUCUAUACUAUUGUGAUGAGGUUGAUAAGGACAUUGAAAUAGAAGAAAUUAGAGAAAGAUACACUCCAUACAAUCAAAACUCAUAGGGUAUGCAAGGUAAUUACAAGUGUGGACCGAAUUGCAUUAAAAAGAGACAUAAGCAUAAGGAAAAAUUAGUGGAUAGCUAUUUUAGAUUUAGAAAUACCAAAACUUACGGAUUCACAUUAGAAAAUUAUAGUUUCGAGCUGCUUCUUCAAUGCCUGAAGCCGGAGAGAAUUUUAUUCCUGAUUACUGCUUUACUUUUAGAAAGAAAAAUAAUUUUGAUUAAAGAAAAUUUCGGAGAUAUUGCCUUGAUCAUGGAGAGUCUCGUAUCACUAUUAAAUCCUCUUAAAUGGAAUUUCGUGUUCAUUACUUAUUUGACUCCUUAAUUAGUUGAAUGCUUGGAAGCUCCUUUCCCGUAUAUAAUUGGUGUUUCUAAGAAGGUGUAUUUAGAGUAGUGCCAAAUGAGAGAGUUACCAGAUGACAUUAUAAAAUUUGAUAUCGAUAAUUAGGAACUAUUAAACUAGGUCAGAGAGGAAUUGCCACCUCUUCCAUAGCCACAAGCAAAUGUUCUAUAAAGAAGCUUAAAAGACAUGCUAGAUAUUAAAGAAAGAUUCAUUGAAACUAUUCAAGAAAAUGCUACAAACAAGGUUACUAAAGAUAAGCUGGAAGAAUACUAUUGGGCUUAUGCUCAAAUUAGAGUGAAGCAGAGCUUUUUCAACUUUUUCCUCCUCACUAUAAAUAACUAUAUUGGUUACUUUAAGAACCUUGACGAGGAAGGAAAUUUAUCACCCCACAAAAAAGACAAAUAAUUUUAUGAUAAAUUAUCAAGCUAGGAUGUUUUUGACUUUGACAGCUAUCUAAAACAGUUUGACGGUGGUAACAGAGAUUUUAUGGAAAAACUCGUACGGACUCAAAGCUUCAAUAACUUUAUCGAGGAGACCUAUAAAAACACGACUCCUAAAAGUGUCAUUGGAUUCUUCUAAACUAACCUGGAAGUAAUGAUUGAUCAUUCAUUUAAGAAAUUAAAAAAAGAACAAAAUAAACUCUUGGAUAAGACAUUCUUUAACUUAUAAAAUCCUGUCAAGUUUAAUAUAGCUGGAAUGUACAGGCAUUAUAAAUAGUAACUUCUAAUGAAAAAUGCCAAGAAACUCUACUAGAUUCUCAAGGACGAGGGAAUAGAAGAUGGCUAGAAUGAAAAUCACGCUCAUAAUAGUGAUGAACUCCUGUAGAAGUUAUUAUUUCAUGAAAUUACUGAAAGUAAAGAUAAAUAGCUUUCUCUACUCAAUACAUUUGAGUUUGACUUGAUUACAAAUAUGCCAGGUAUUUAGUAUGACAAAAUAAGCAGCUACGAAUAAAUGAAGUCUUAGAGAAGCGAUUAAAGUCAGGAGAGAAGAGCUCAUAAUAAAACUUAAAUUGACGGCAAAAGUAUGUACGGUUUAGAUUUUCAGCAGAGUAGAUAUCUUGAGGGAAAUGAUAAUGAAAAAUCAGAUUAUAAGAGUAGAAAUUUAUUCAAAAUAAUCUAAUCUAGAAGCGGUGACCUUGUUAAUAAGAGUUAAACCUUCAAAGCAGCAACUCAUAAGAGGUCGGGUGGAGGCUUGAUCUAUGACAAUUUUCUAUCAAUGGCUAAUAAUUAGACUUAAUUAUUCUCUCAGGAAGAUGACAUUCAAAAUUCAAUGAUUGAUACUUAAGGUUAAAAAUUCAUGUUUUAAGAUUCAAGCAAACUUGCUCUUUAAAAAAUACAAGCUCUUAAUGAAAAAGCUGAGAACAAAUUUAGAGUCAACUCUGAGAAUAAACUUAUUGGCUAGCAGAAAAUGAAUAAAACGAUGGAGAUUACCAAUAAUAUCUCAAUAAGAGCACAGGCUUAGACCUAGUAGCUAAAAAUGAGAAAUACAAAUAAUAAAAGCUCGACAAGAAACGACUUUCUACACUCAUCUCAAAUUAUAAAUCCCGCCGCCAGUGGAACUUAGGCAAAUGCGAAGAUAAAUAAGUCGCCAAAGGUUUCAGAUGACACUAAGUUCAAUCAAAGUUUGAAAAAGCCUUAGAACUCAUUCCAUUAAGAGAAGUAACUGAAGCAGCAGUCAGUUUUGAAAGAAGCUUUAAAUAGGAAAAUAAUGCAUGAGCGAUAAAAAAAUGGAUUAGUUAAUCAAACUUCUGAGAAUAAGAUUGAAUCCUUUAAAUACCCAACUAGUAAUAUUCAGUCCAAUAAUGUAUCUAGUAUGUUUUCUCCAAAUAAUAGAUCAUUGGCAAAUAUGACCAACGAUGAAAGCUAAAUUAAGCAACAAUAGAAGUAGAAUUCCAAGUACAUUCCUAAUUCAAGGAUAGAUUUAAUGAAUCCUAAAGUUAAGAAAAUCAGCAGAAAUGAGGAAAGAAAAUUAGCUAUGAAAAAAGGAUUCCUGAAUCCACAACAGCAUGAGAGCUUUUCAUUGUUUAUUUACUCCCCUAAUGAAGAGCUAAAUAAACUUGCAAUGAUGUAAGUUAUCCAAAGAAAGGUUGAAAAUGGGUAAAUAUAGUUAGGGUAAUCUAAAGACUAAAUGAGCUUCUCUAACUUAUUAUACAAUCAAAAUAACUAUAAUAGCAAUGGCAGUGAAGAGGAUGUAAUGAGCAGACUUUAAAGAAUAAAUUCACAGCACAAUCAAAUACAGUUUUAAAAGAGAUUACUGUAAGACUCAGAUUUUUUCCAAGCAAACGAUACUCUUCUUACAACAAUAAACUUCAAUCAAAAUUUUAUUCAGUAAAAACCCUAAAUGCAUCAAUCACCUUCUAUUUCACACACAGAAGUAAGCUCUAUUAAGAAGAGUGACAGAUUGAGAGAUCAGUUUGGGGAUGAAGAAUAGCAAUUAAUGAUCGAGUAAAACUCACCAGAUACAAAACAUAUAAAAGAUCUUUAGUCAAUCAUUAAUCCUAACUCCAAGAUUAAGGGUUUUGGCUUACAGAGCAGUGCGAAGUCAUCUAUGCAACAAAAUUUACAAAAUAGAAGGAUGAAUAAUUCUAAUAAAAAUAGCAUGAACAAUUUCAACAUGAGUGUAAAUGAAUAAUCUCUAGGAAGGCUGCUAAGUGGAAGCUAAAAAGACUAAGAAGACUUUAAGAUUUAGACAAACUUGGCUGAAGGUGAUGAAAAUCUUGAUUCUAUUGAAACAAAGCCUCUUAAAAUUCUGGAAGACGAUAAGGCUGGAAUGACAAAGACUUAGCUUAUGAAUUUGAAGAAUCCAUAAAUCUUGAAUAGUGAGUCGCCUUAUCUAUAGAGCAAAGUCACUCAUCAUAAUCAGACACUAAGCUUUAAGUUUUUCGCUUAGGGCCACUAGCAGAAAGAAUUAUAGUAGAAUUCGAAGAGCAAUACCAAUUAAAGCACAGUUAAAAAGAAUUUUAACCCAGGCAAUAGAUCACCUUAGAAUACCAGCUCUUACAGCAAUAUGACGAGCAAUAACUCAAAUAGAUUUAACAACAAGAAUACUAAGGCAAAGUAGAACUAGAAUAGCAACAACAUCAUGCAAACUUUUGAUAGUCGUACAGACUCUAAUAAAAAGCAAUUGAUUUUAAAUAGAAAAAGAAGCACUCCAGCCAUCAAUUCAGAAAAGAGUCCUUAAACUAAUAAACAAGGCAACUUCUUAUUUAAGGGCGGCACAUAGAAAGCAAAUUAAGAGCAAAAUUAGCCUCAAAGCUAGCAAUAAAGUUUUAACUACUUUAAGUAAAGACCAGCCAAUUAAACUUUAAAGUCCAAUAAGAAUUCUCAAAUUGCAACUACUACAGUUGACUUAGCACUCAAGCCUAAACUAGCAGACAAAACUACAGCCAGAAUAAAUGAAAGAUAAGAUAUGACCUAGUUGAGAAUCUCCCCAAUUCCUAAUUUAUCAUAGAUUCUUAAUCAGUAGAAGCAGUCUUACAGAGAUAACCACAACAGCAGCAGUGGUCUUUCAGACGAUUAGGUUAUUAUUCAGAGCAAUAACAAUCGUCCUUCUGGCUAACAAAACACUUCCUCUAACAUAAAUCCUUUAAGUUCAAACUACGCCUCAAGACAGAGCAAUAAAUCUUUGAACUAAAAUGGAGAUAUGAUGUUCGCUUCAAUGUCUCAACUACUGGAUUCAGAUUUGUUUGAAAAGGCCCACUAAACUGUGAACGGAGCUCAAACUGCUAGAAAUGAGUCUAAUAAUAAAAAUCCCAUUACAACUUAAAAGUUAAGAAAUCAGAUCUUUAGUUUAUCUCAGAGAUCAUCCUCAAACCUUUAGAACAAUUUUAUUAGUAGAGGCAGCCAUUUAAGCGGUGAAAACUUCAUAAGAUAAUCAGAGUUAUCUCACAAUUAUGACUCAGCAAGACUUUAAAAAGAUACAGAGUUACUGCUAUAGGAUAAACUUGUACUCAUUAAUUCUUCAAGAUAGAGUGACAUAUUAUCCUAAAAUGAGCCUUAAAAUAAUAUUUCUAUUUCAAUACUUAAAAGUUCUCCAACUAUGAUGACCAAAAAUAUUUCUAGAACAACUAAGAACAUGAAUGAUAAUUAAAGUGGAAUCAGCAGGCAAAAUUUUGUAAUUUAAGGAAUGGGCAUGGGCUCAUCAAUUUAGCAAUCUGUGCUUACUUCCUAGGAUACUUAGAAUAUGAAAAGUAUUUUAAAUGCAUUGAAAAACCAAGUUCCUUAGUCUUACUAAUACCAAUAGCCUGUACCUAAUGGCUAGAACAUCAACAUAGUGAAUGUUGACUUGAAUAAGCAUAAGUAAGUAGUAUUUUCACCAAAGGGAAUGAGUGGCUAAAAGAUAUAAGACAUUCUUCAGUAGACUAGCACUGCUGCAAAAAUGAUGCUUAGAAAUAGCAGUAUUGAGGAAGUCAGGAGAAAUAUCAAUAUGUCCAUUGAGUCGAAGAAGCAAUCUAAAAUUGAAAACAGACUAUAUACCAAUAACUCAAAUGUCUCCGCUAAGAAGCUCAAUUUCCCGAGUCAAAUGGAUGAUAAGAAAAAGAAGCAGGCAAGAUCCCCAUAGCCUUUCAAUAAUCAACUCCCCCCUGCAUCAAAUAAGGCUCUCAAAACUCUAUAAUCCCAAGAGUAUAAUCUAAAAGAAAAGUAAAAGAGGCCAAGUUAUAAUACGAAUAUCAGUAAUUUUUAGCAAUCAUAAGAUCCUUUGGUGACUCUUGCCAAAGAUAGUCAUCGAAGUGGAAAGAAAGUUAAGCAAACUAUGAGCAAAAAUUAAAUUUCUAAUAGUAAAAUGAUAAACUCAUCAAGCAAGAAUCUCAAAAUUGAUGUGGCUGAUUGUCCAGUUAAAGAUAUUCCUACUAAUUUUCUUUCAAGCACUCUUGCGAAGAGCAACUCUAGAAUUGAAGAAAUAACUGUGUCAAGAUCGACUAAACAUCUCUAUGGUCCUCCAAGUAAGUCAAGGUUACUUGAAGAGAUAGACGAUGUAAACUAAGCGUUAAUUAGACUAGAAGAGCAAAAGCAAAAGAACAAAAGGUGCAGUGACAACCUACUCGAAGACACUCUAACAUCAUAGAGCAAUUCCAAUGCUUCUUACUAGACAUCACCUAAGCACAUUAACAAUAAUAGCAGCGCUAAGCAACAAAUAAGGGGGUUUUAGAGCUCUACAAUAUUUAAAACAAUCAAUAAUUAGGCCUUAAGGAAGCAAACAUAUGAUGAAAGUGUUCAUGGAAGUAGUAGCAACAUUAAUAACAAUAUUUUGGUAACUGUCACCUCAGGCUAAUAGUUAGUCACAGUUAGGAAUUCUGAAUUUCCCAUCAAGAACUAUCAGCUCAGUUAGCAUAAAGAGAGCCUUAUCUUAUUGAAUAAUAUAAACAAGCCAAAGUAUAUGUAGAGCACAGAUGAAUUAGACUAUGAAAAUCAAGAGAUUACAGAUUUCAAUUAGUAAAUGCAAUUUUAUAAUGACGAAUCUUCUGAUAAUGGUCUUCUUUCAAAUUAAGUUCACCAUGAUUCCAAAUAAAAUGAAAGAUUUAGUAAGAUUCAUUAAGAAAUAGAUUUACUUAUGAGUCAAGCUCCGAUUGAUAGAAAUUCAAGAGGCAAAAAGUCUUAAGUAAACAGAAACAACUAACAUUUCAACCACUUUGAAAAUUCAAAAUUUAGACAAGGAGCAUAUAGUUUUCAUUAAAGCAUGAAAUAAAGAGGAUUGAGUCAGAUUAGUGGUAAUAACUUUGUCACAAGUUAAAAUCUUGAACAAAAUUAGCCCUUGAAUGAAAUAAGACAAAAUCAGAAUUUAGCAAAAGAUUGUGUUAUUAUCAAUAAAAACGACAAUAGUUCAGUAUCAUCAAGCAAAGAACUUAACCAAAAGAAUAAAUCAAUAAAAUCAAAGGGUAGUGAGAACAACAACAAUUCAAUCCAUCAAUUUACUAAUAACUCCAGACAUUCACAUACAGUGUCUUCAGACAAUUUACCUCAAGAUUUUAAAUCUCUUGCAUCUAAGCAUCAUAAUAGAAAGAGAUAGCUUCGGCACGGAAUGACGACUUGCUUCGUAUUCCCAGCAAAGGAAAGCGCUAACUAUGUAAGAAGAGACUUAAAUCAAGAUGUCUUUUGCAAGAUUAACAGUCAUAUUGGAGAUGUUGAUAAUGAUCCUCACACUCCCAAGAGCGAUGUAUCCUUUAAUAGUCAUGAUAAGAACAGUAGAAAAAAAAAUAGAAAGAAGAUGGCUUCUCAGUAUUAAGAAAUCAUUGCCAAUGGAUACCAAAAUCAUUAUAUAUAGUCUCAUGUUCCUCUCAGAAUGCAUUCUACCUCAGUCGAUGGUCACGAAGAUUAUAAAUUCUAAAGAAAACUUGGAAUGCCUGGCUCGCUUAAAAGGAGAUAGGAUUAGGAAAUAUCGAAGAAAGAUGAUUUAAUAAUUGAUACAUAAAAAGAGGAUCUAUCUUAGAAUAAUCAGGAUAGUGAGCUAGAACAUCAGAAUAAUUUCAACACAUUCAAAGUUCUGUAGCACAGAGGAAAUGAAAAGCAGUAGAAUAUUGGAAAGUAUGAAGUACUAUUCGAUGAUGCUGAUUUAAAAGACACUGAAGAUAAAUUUACUUCCAGAGACUUCAACUUCAAUAAGCUUCGCCACACUCCUGAUGAAUACUCUGACGACUAAUACUAUUGA